Molecule: messenger RNA, 448 nt
Organism: Monopterus albus (swamp eel)
Lineage: Eukaryota; Metazoa; Chordata; Actinopteri; Synbranchiformes; Synbranchidae
Product: mitochondrial contact site and cristae organizing system subunit 10
Exons: 4
Coding region: 66-293 (75 amino acids)
Cellular component (GO): mitochondrion; mitochondrial inner membrane; MICOS complex
Source: RefSeq, a predicted model, not a curated record
UGCUGUGGAGGGUUUAUGCUUAUACCUCUCGCGAUAUUUUGUGGAGCUUCCUGACAGCAGGAAACAUGGCAGACGAGCUCGGACGGAAAUGGGAUCGCUGUCUUGCUGACACUGCCGUGAAAACAGUAACUGGCCUUGGUGUGGGCAUUGUUUGCUCCCUUCUUUUCUUUAAACGUCGCAUGUGGCCCAUGUCAUUUGGUUCAGGUUUGGGACUGGGUAUGGGCUACGCCAACUGCCAGCAUGACUUAAGGUCACUGUACCUGAUUCAUGGCCGCAGGGUUAAGGACCAGUAAUGAAGGACUAAAGAUGAGGAGGAUUUUCUGAGGAGCUGCUCAUCUGUCUUUGUGCUGUCCUUGCUAUUCUGCUGCUCAUUUCUGUCCUGAUACCAAUUCCAAUCCACAUUAUGCUCAAAGGGUAGUCUAUUUAUAUUUAAUAAAGUCAUUGUGAA